This is a messenger RNA of Octodon degus (degu), 2190 nucleotides long. It is a transcript of the gene Tmem171, whose product is annotated as transmembrane protein 171. The transcript is spliced from 3 exons. NCBI's taxonomy places the organism in Eukaryota, Metazoa, Chordata, Mammalia, Rodentia, Octodontidae. The coding region runs from base 566 to 1438 and encodes 290 amino acids. The record is from RefSeq and is a predicted model, not a curated record.
ACCACCUGCUGCAAGGUACUUGGUGUCUUGGAGUGGGGCCUCACUGCUUUUUGGGGGCCAUCUGAGGCCCAGCAGCUAGGCUAUCAGAGGGGUGUGUGUGUGUGUGUGUGAGAGAGAGAGACAGAGACAGAGACAGAGAGACACAGAGAGAGAUAGAGAGUGUUUGGGUCCAGUAUUCCCAGUGUGAACCUGGGAAUCACAUUUUUAACAUAAUUAACUUAAAAGCCUGCACCCCCACCGUGAUUUGAACUGUUUUUCCCUUCUGUUGAAAUUGCUUGAUUUGGGAUCUUCUGUAGAUGGAGCUUUAGAAUAACGCAUGAAAUGAAAAGCUGCACAAGUCUAAAUUGGGGAAAAGGAACUGAACAAAAAUGUGCUGACUUGGAAAUGCUCAGAGCAGUUUUGAUGAAGUAUAGGGCUUUGGCCGAAUGACACCUGCUGCGGUUCUUCUCUCUUUCCCUGUUGCUUUAUUUUUGCCUGGGGAGAGUGAGUUUGCAAGACUCCUGAACAGGAAAAGCCACACCCAGUUUUUUAAAUUAUUUUUUUAUAAUACUUUUAUCUCAGAUGCAUGAGCUCUGAAGCCCGCUGGAGUGAAGGAAACCCGUGCCAUCUCGCCUUGGGGAAGGAGCCUUUUCUGGCCAUGUCUUCCACAGGCAUUGCCGAGCCCGAUGGGGACCAGAGGGACAGGCGGACCAGCAAGCUGGUUUUCUUCCUCUUUGUCUUCGGUGCUGUCCUGCUGUGUGUGGGAGUUCUGCUCUCCAUCUUUGGGUACCAGGCCUGCCAAUACGAACCUGUCCCCCACUGCAGCAUGGUGCUGAAGAUCGCUGGGCCCUCGUGUGCCGUGGUUGGGCUUGGUGCUGUGAUCCUGGCCCGUUCCCGGGCACGACUUCAGCUCCUGGCGGGAAGGCGGCGAGGCACCCAGGCUGACUCUGAACAAGCUUUCCUCUGUGGAGAGAGCCGCCAGUUUGCCCAGUGCUUGAUUUUUGGGUUUCUGUUCUUGACAAGUGGCCUGCUCAUCAGCAUCCUGGGCAUUUGGGUCCCUGGAUGUAGCUCAGACUGGGUUCAGGACCCAGUGAACGAGACGGACAUGAACGAGACGGACAUCAACAGUUCUGAGCCUCAGGUCUGUGGGCUCCUUUCCCUGCAGAUCAUGGGGCCUUUGGUUGUGCUCGUGGGAUUGUGUUUCUUUGUGGUUGCACAUGUUAAGAAGAAAAGCAACUUGAGUACCAGCCAGGAGGCCUCUGAAAGCGAAGAGGGACACACGCCCAGCACGGAGCCUGUGCAGGUCACCGUAGGUGACUCGGUGAUAAUAUUCCCACCCCCUCCACCACCGUACUUUCCUGAGUCUUCAGCAUCUGCAGGCGUUCGGAGUCCUGGGACCCUCAGCUCCCUUCCUGCUGACAGCCCACCUCCGUAUCACAGCCUGUUCAGCCAUGGGUAAGAAGAUUGUCCCUGCAACCGUAGAGUGCUCUUGUGUGAGUCUUUCAGGCCUAGGCCUGACCUCGGACCCAGCUAGCUUUGGGGCUGUGGUGCAACAGGAAGCGUCAGGCUGUUGAGUCUCAUUUGCUGGUGUUAGCUGAGGAUUAUUGCCUUGACAUUAACAGUACAUGUCUGUCAGGAAACUUUCGACAGGACUAAGUGAAAACUGAGAGGGAUUAAGCUGGGGAAAUAGAGCUCUUUUUCCUGCAUCUUGAGCCCUGCACGACAGGUCCAGGGACCAUGCCACAGUAGUGUUCACUGCUUCAGAUUGUGGGGAUGUUCAGGAGCCUGUAGCUGGUACAGCAAAUUUCAGUUAGUGGAGGAUGUUUGGGUGGCUGGCCCAAGUCCAUCAUACCGGACUUGUCCCAGCUGGUCCCACCCCUGCGCGACAGCCAUUCCCUGGGCCACUGAGCCUUUGCAGGUUGAUCAAGGAGAAGGUCCAGACUCCACCCUGCUCGGGGCUGGGGGGGCAGGCCUGAGACCUUGUGGGGCUGGGCCAGCGUGAGGGAGGCCUGCCUGCAGGCUGGUGCUGAGGAAGAGAGGGUGAUCAUAGUGCCCUCUAGGGUGAGCUUUGGCGAGUGGGGAGGUGCCCAGCUGGGAAAGGCCAGCUGGAUGUAGGCUGGGAGGAUGCUGGGGUGGCUGGAGAUGGAGUGACAGUGGGGAGGCGGUGUUAGAGGGAUACUGGAUAGGGCUGGGUCUUAUGAAGGAAUGGAG